Messenger RNA from Colletotrichum costaricense, 2289 nucleotides. Its product is annotated as SET domain-containing protein. The record is from RefSeq and is a predicted model, not a curated record. The transcript is spliced from 6 exons. Lineage: Eukaryota; Fungi; Ascomycota; Sordariomycetes; Glomerellales; Glomerellaceae. Gene Ontology annotation, cellular component: nucleus. Gene Ontology annotation, biological process: peptidyl-lysine monomethylation. Bases 1 to 2289 code for a protein of 762 amino acids. Gene Ontology annotation, molecular function: protein-lysine N-methyltransferase activity; protein binding.
AUGGCUGCAGGCGGUGACUUUCAGACGACAUCGCAAAGAUUUUUGUCGUGGUUCAAGUCUUUGCCGGGCGCCAUUUUCCAUGAUGACAUUCAGAUCGUUGACCUGAGAGGCCAAAACGCCGGGCGAGGAAUCGUGGCCACAAAGGACAUCGCACCUGAGACGGUUCUCUUCACCAUCCCGAGAAAAAGCAUCAUCAAUGUCGAGACGUCUGAGCUUCCCAAGAAGAUUCCUCAAGUCUUUACCGGCAACGAUGGAGACGACGAGGAUAUGGAGAAUGAGCCCCUCGACUCGUGGGGUUCUCUUAUCCUCGUCAUGAUCUAUGAGUACCUCCAGGGCGAUGCUUCACCCUGGAAGCCUUAUUUUGAGGUCCUUCCCGAGAGGUUUGACACACUCAUGUUCUGGGAGACUUCUGAGCUCGAAUAUCUCAAAGGAAGCGCUAGUUUGUCAAAGAUUGGAAAGGAGGAAGCCGAUGAUAUGUUCCGUUCGCGCAUCCUGUCGGUAAUCGCAGCCAACCCAGCCGUCUUCUACCCUGCAGGUGCCUCUGAAAUGGCCGAAGCAGAGCUUCUGCAAUUGGCUCACCGCAUGGGCAGCAUCAUCAUGGCUUAUGCCUUUGACUUGGAGAACGAAGAGGAGCCGGAAGAAGAGGAAGAGGAAUGGGUUGAGGACCGCGAGGGCAAGUCUAUGCUGGGUAUGGUACCCAUGGCUGAUAUUUUGAACGCUGAUGCAGAGUUCAACGCUCAUGUCAAUCACGGUGAUAAUGACCUCAGCGUCACCGCUCUGCGAACAAUUCGUGCAGGAGAGGAGAUUCUGAACUAUUACGGGCCUCACCCGAAUUCUGAGUUGCUUAGAAGAUACGGCUAUGUCACUCCCAAGCAUUCUCGUUACGAUGUGGUUGAGAUUCCGUGGGACCUGGUCCAGUCUGUGCUCAAUGAACAGUUGAAGCUCACUGACGAGGUCUGGAAGCAAGUGGGAGAAUACAUAGAUUCUGAAGACCUCGAGGAUGUAUUUGUCCUCGAGCGUGAGUCAGGAGAGCCAGACUCGGAGGGGCGACUCACAACCCCCGCCAAGGUCCAAGAGGUUUCUGCUGAGCUUGAGGAGCAGCUGAAGGGUAUCCUGAAGCUUCUCAAGAAGAUGAAUGCUGAUCUUAUUCCCGACAAGCGGAAACGCGAUGAGAUUUACCAGCACGUUGUUGUGUCCACCCUGCAAAAGCUUCUGGCGCAGUACCCGACGACAGCCGAGCAAGAUGAGGCUUUGCUGGCAUCGGGCAGCUUGACAACUCGACAGAGAAUGGCUGUUGAGGUAAGACUCGGCGAGAAGCGCCUUCUGAAGGAGGCCCUUCAAGUGGUGGGUACCUGCGGUUCUGUGGAGGAAGCUGCUGGCGAGGAAGAGGCGGACAGAGCUUCCAAGAGGCGGAGUGGAAGCCGUAAGCACGGGAGGCGAAGUGACAAGAAGGACAAAGAUCACAAGCCAAGACAAUCCAGUGGGAGACAGGAGGCCGUCCCUGACAUCUACUUCAGUUUUCUCUUUGUAGUGAACGAACUCAAUAUUCUUGAUGGAUACAACUUUGGCGAUUCCUGCGGCAACACUCGCCCACCUGACUCCGCCGAUGGCUAUGGUGAGGAGAGAGCGGGCAUUGUUUGGCGGUAUACGGACGGGGUCAUCGCUCCCGCUGGGAAUGAAUUCUUCUGGAACCGUGAGGCAAUGGGACGUCCUGGGGCAAUUUGUUCUCAGCUACUUGGAGCGGAAGAGCCGACUGCCCUGCAGGAAUACAAGACUUAUAGCGUCUUCAACUGUUGGCGGUUCCUUCCUUGCUUGGUUACCAACGUUGAUAUAUCAGCUGUGGACGAGCCCUAUCCAGGUGGGUUUCACAGCAUCGCUUUUGAAAAGCCAGACCAAACAGCCCCAGGUGUUACUCGGAUCGUCUCUCCCGGCGGCCCCCAAAGACAUGUAUCUGGAACCCAGCCGUCUUGGAUACCCCAUCUCCUGCCACACACAUUCGCCACGCCGGAUUCUUCAGCUCCCCGAUCCAUAGGUUUGGGCGGUGAUUUGCCUAUCAUCCUCGCCCUCUUGGCUCUGAUGAAAAGGCCAGGAGACACAGAGCGAGUUUUCUGGGAUGGGCUCUGGAAUAGGAACGGAUUUCAUGAGCGGCGAUCUUCUCGUGCGGACCCUGAUCCCACUGGUUCUCCGAGAGGUGUAAUGGUGCAGAUCUGUUGUGAUUCCUACAAUGACAACUCGACUACGGAGAUGAUUGAAGGGUUCGAGGCCGGAUGCUGCGUCAUCUUCGGCUGA